AUGGGAUUAACCUCUAAACUCGAAAAGCUCAAGUUCGGUGAUCACGAUAAGUCCGAGGCGAAACAAGCCCCAGCUACUAAUACGAAUGCCCCUUCUGACGCGGAUACCGAUGAUAUCGACGAAAUGGAUAAUGAGGGGCAAUCAAUUUUGAUGGGAAUUAUUGCUCAAUUGAGACCUGGUAUGGAUUUGACAAAGAUCACGCUCCCAACCUUCAUUUUAGAAAAGAAAUCAAUGUUGGAGAGGAUCACAAACUUCUUCCAAAUCCCAGAUUUACUACUUGAAGCCAACCAUACCGAAGAGCCGGUAGCAAGAUUUGUGAAUGUUUUGAAAUGGUACCUUGCUUCAUGGCAUAUUGCUCCUAAGGCGGUCAAGAAACCUCUCAAUCCAGUUUUAGGUGAGACUUUUUCUUGCUAUUGGAAAGAUUUGCCAUAUAGUGCUGGUGACGCUUACUACUUGUCUGAGCAAACUUCUCACCAUCCUCCCAAGUCGUCUUAUUUUUAUUUGGUUCCGAAGGAGAAAAUUAGAGUUGAUGGAACAGUGAUUCCUAAAUCAAAGUUUUUAGGUAACUCUUCAGCAGCGACAAUGGAAGGUUUGGCUCAAGUUACGCUUGGAAACUGGAACGAAGAACAAUACGUAUUAACUCAACCGAAUGUAUAUGUUAGGGGAAUUCUUUUUGGUAAGAUGAAAACCGAAUUGGGCGAUCAUAUGAUCGUUAGAUGCCAGGCCCUAGGACUUGAGGCUGAUAUUGAAUUUAAAACUAAAGGAUUUAUCAGCGGAACUUAUGAUGCCAUCGAGGGUUUUAUCAAGGAGAUCGAAACUUCGAAAGAAUUGUUUCAAUUAACUGGUAAAUGGAAUGAUAUCAUAGAUAUCAAAGACUUAAAUACUGGGAAAAAGCUGGUACUUAUCAAUACACAUAAAACCAUUCAAGUUAAACCCCGAGUCAGACCUUUGGAGGAGCAAUCCGAGUAUGAAUCUAGAAGGUUAUGGAAGCCAACAAUUGAUGCACUUGCACGAAGGGAUCAUGCCACAGCUACUGAGGAAAAGUUUAAGGUAGAAAAUGAGCAGCGCGAGAAAGCGAAAAAGCGCUUAGAGGACGGCGUAGAAUUCCAUCCAAGGUUCUUUAGGCCAAUCGACGCUCAAGAUCACUCAUCAAGGGACUUGGGGGUCAUUUUUAAUAAGCACAUAAACCUUGCCGAGUCACCUGAGGAGUUGUCUAAGAAUGUUUUGGAUACUGCCCCAUUUCUACCAGGUCAGAAACAUAAUGAAAAAUUUGAUAUUCCACCCUUCAAAGAACAUGCUACCACUGGGACAGGAUAA
Lodderomyces orthopsilosis Co 90-125 is the source of this 1317-nucleotide messenger RNA. RefSeq names its product oxysterol-binding protein related protein (gene OBPA). Gene Ontology annotation, cellular component: intracellular membrane-bounded organelle; cytosol; membrane. Gene Ontology annotation, molecular function: sterol binding. NCBI's taxonomy places the organism in Eukaryota, Fungi, Ascomycota, Pichiomycetes, Serinales, Debaryomycetaceae. The record is from RefSeq and is a predicted model, not a curated record. Bases 1 to 1317 code for a protein of 438 amino acids. The transcript has a single exon.